This is a messenger RNA of Vigna radiata var. radiata (mung bean), 1758 nucleotides long. RefSeq names its product myb-related protein 2. Gene Ontology annotation, molecular function: DNA-binding transcription factor activity; DNA binding. The record is from RefSeq and is a predicted model, not a curated record. The transcript has 7 exons. The coding region runs from base 347 to 1594 and encodes 415 amino acids. NCBI's taxonomy places the organism in Eukaryota, Viridiplantae, Streptophyta, Magnoliopsida, Fabales, Fabaceae.
AGAGAGCCCACAAAGAAGAAAGUAAGAAGAAUGACAUCUCUUUUCAAGUAGCUAGGAAAUAUAUUGGAUCAAGUUCAGUUUUUGAGUUGCUUCUGUCCAAGAUUCUAUGCCUCACAAGGCUACUUUCCUAAGGGCAUUUUCUUUAUAAGGACAUAAUUGAGUACAACCAAGGCUUGUGAAGAUCUUGUCAAGGUGAAAAAAGACAUGCAAGAGCAGUUGUAGAAACUUUCAUAUAUUUUAGUUGAAACACCAAAGAAGUGCUCUUCAAGAUUACAGGACAAUCAUAUUUCACUUUAUUUAUAAGGUUUAGCUGUUUGGAUCCAGAAGGGGUGUUACAUAACAGAUAAUGUACUAUCAGCAGCAGCAGCAGCAGAUAGCAGCAAGAAACUUGCAUGCUUUAAGGAUGCACAGCCACACUGAGAGGCAUAUGAUGAUGCAAGGAGGCAAUGGGGCUUGUGAUUCAGGACUUGUUCUUUCAACCGAUGCUAAGCCUAGACUAAAAUGGACACCAGAUCUUCAUGAACGGUUCAUAGAAGCAGUCAAUCAACUUGGAGGAGCAGACAAAGCUACACCAAAAACAGUUUUGAAACUGAUGGGGAUUCCUGGACUUACUCUCUACCACUUAAAGAGUCAUCUACAGAAGUACAGAAUCAGUAAAAAUAUGCAUGGACAAACCAAUACUGCCAACAAUAAAAUUGAAGCAACAAGCAGAAUGUCAGAAGCAAGUGGAAUUCAAAUGAAACAUUUAAGCAUAGGCCUACAGACAAACAAAAAUUCAGAAAUUAAUGAUGCCUUACAGAUGCAAAUCGAAGUACAAAGAAGACUGCAUGAGCAGCUUGAGCAGGUACAGCGACACUUGCAGCUAAGGAUAGAGGCACAAGGGAAGUACCUUCAGGCAGUGUUGGAAAAGGCACAAGAAACACUAGGAAGACAAAAUUUAGGUGCAGAGGGUGUUGAAGCUGCCAAAGUUCAAUUAUCUGAACUGGCAUCAAGAGUAUCCUCUCAAAGUCUUGACACUAAAUUUUCAGAACUGAAAGAGCUACAGGUUCUGUGGCCUCAGCAAACACAAGAUGGCCAAGCCACUGAGUGUUCAAUGGGGAGUUUCUUAACCUAUAGUGAGGAAUCUCAAAGAGACAGAGAAACACAUAAUAUGAGCCUGAAUCUGAUAGCCUUCAAUGGCCCUCCAUUUUCAGUUUCAAAAGAUUGUGUGGAAGAGUCAAUGCAUUUGAAGCCUGAUCUCACAUUGAGUGAAGAUGUGAAGCAGAAUAUGAUGUUUCUUUCCUCAUCAAGUGAUGGUAAAGUAGUGAAGGGAGAUUUUUUACAAGAAGGGCCUUCAAGCCUCUUAUCCAUGAAUGUUGGAGUUCUAGAAGAGGAAAAAUUUGGGAGAACAACUCUUUCAAAGGAAGAAGGGUGGAAAGUAAGAGACAGCACUGAAACUGGGAGAAUGGCAGUUAAAUUGAACCAUGAGAAGAUUUCUCCAGAUUAUAGACUUCCAAACUUUGAAGUGAAACUGGACCUGAAUUCCCAUGAUGAUAAUGAUGCUUCUUCCCACUGCCAACAAUUUGAUUUGAAUGGUUUCAGCUGGAAUUGCUAGGACUUUUAGUGUGUAAAAUAUGGACAUGAAAGGCUAAGAAUAUUUCAUGCUUAGUUCCUACUCCAUGAGUUUUCACUUUUGGGGAGUAACUAGCAACUAGUUUUUGGCACAUGCCAAUUACAACCCUUUGACAAUAACUGAGAUGAAUAGAAUAAUUUGCUAUA